Molecule: messenger RNA, 573 nt
Organism: Dentiscutata erythropus
Lineage: Eukaryota; Fungi; Glomeromycota; Glomeromycetes; Diversisporales; Gigasporaceae
Source: the annotation of a GenBank genome assembly
AUGAAUGAAGAAACUCAAAUAAAACAUAUUCUAAUUUUUCGUAUUCCACCAAAUAUUUUGGUUGAAAAAGAAGAAAAAUUGAUUGUAAAUUCUGCAUAUUUCGACAAUGAUUUCACGUAUUCACCUAAAUCUAUAUUUGAUUCUACCGUAUUUCCCGAUAUAAGUAUUCUUACUACAAUUUUUGUUAUAUACUAUAUUGAUGGGCUUGACACUAUGUAUGGUGAAAGGAUCUGUAAAGUGGCAAUGGAAAGCAAUACCUUAACAGAUAGUUAUGAAGGAAAAAUUAGCGGCUAUGCUUAUCAUAUUGAACCAAAGUGGCACACCAGGAGAGAGUUUGUUGGUGUAGAAGAAGUUGAAGUUGUAAUAAGGGAGAUUGAUUUUCUGGCCGAAGUUUUAAACGUAAAAGAAACAUCAAUCGGAAUACUUGUCUCAAAUGUUCCUUUCUCUAAACCUGCUAUUAAUAAAAUAAUAAGUAUAGAAGAAGGAUUAUUUUUAAUUUGUCAAGAUAAUUAUUUAGAUGAACUGUUAAAAGUGUUGGAGAAAUGGUUUCUUGAUCGGGAGAUAAAUACUUAA